Molecule: messenger RNA, 1269 nt
Organism: Colletotrichum aenigma
Lineage: Eukaryota; Fungi; Ascomycota; Sordariomycetes; Glomerellales; Glomerellaceae
Gene: lovD-5
Product: Acyltransferase LovD
Exons: 5
Coding region: 1-1269 (422 amino acids)
Source: RefSeq, a predicted model, not a curated record
AUGGCUUCUACAACUACCCUACCCGCAGACCAGGCAGUUGCCGCAACUGCAGACGGGAACAUGGUCUCAGAAAUGGAGUCGGCCUUCAAGUCGAGUGUAGAGUCAGGCCAGAUUCCGGGUGCCGUGGUGAUUGCGAAGGAUGUAACCGGCAAAAUUGACUAUGUCCGCUCUUUCGGUGCUAGGUCCGUCCGACGGGAUGAGAACGGGUCGUUGCCCCCGAUGCAAGCAGACACAAUCAUGAGAAUGGGCCAGGCAAGCGUGCUCGUCGGCACGGUCAUGGCGCUGCAGUGCGUCGAGCGCGGUCUCAUUGGCUUAGAUGAGAGCGUGGAAAAGUACCUCCCCGACCUGACCAGCAUGAAGGUCUUGGCUGGCUUUGAUGCAGAGGGCAAGCCCACCAUGAGGGAGAGGAACGGAAUCAUCACUCUCAGGCACAUGCUCACGGACACCUCGGGCAUCUCACACGUGCCUAUCAGCCCUCUUCUGCGUGAGUACUGCGCCAAGGGGUGCUCAACGUACCCGUUGCCUAUCGGUGGUGAGACCGACAUUCCCGACCCGUUGGCCGCGCCCCCCGUCGGCGACCCGGGCGCCGAGUGGGUCCACGGCACCAACAUCGACUGGGCCGGUAAGCUGGUCGAGCGAGCAACGGGCAUGGACCUGGAGAGCUACAUGCAACAAAACAUCUGCACGCCGCUGGGCAUCACCGACAUUACGUUCAAGCUCCACCAGCGGCCCGAGAUGCUCGCGCGCCGGGCGGACCUGACGAAGCGCAGCCCCGAGGACGGCAAGCUGUACUACGACGACACCAUCUUCUUCCGCAAGUUCCCGGAAGAGUGUUACGCCGGCUCGGGUAUGUUCGCCAGCCCGGCCGCCUUCACGGCCGUGAUGCACUCCCUUCUGAAGCGCGACGGCGUUCUCCUGAAGCCCGAGACAGUUGACCAGAUGUUUGUGCCUGCGCUGAAUGAGACGAUGGAGCGCGGGAUGAAUGAGCACUUCAACAAGGUCAUCCGUUUUAUCAACUAUGGCUAUCCGCUGCCGCAAUGGCCCACUCUGCGCCGCAACUUCGGAUUCGGAGCCAUUGUGAUCAUGCAGGAUCUAGAUGGAGACAAGUGGCGCCGCAAAGGGUCUAUGUCCAUCAACUGCGGAUGGAACGUUGGACUGCAAAUCGACCCUGCAGCGGGACUGUGCACCAUCGUGGCAUUCCAGACUUCACCAUACAGCACUCCUAUCGAAGAGGGGCUUGUACACACCUUUGAGAAGGCUAUGGCCUGA